AUGAGAGAUGUAUUCGAGUCGUCAGAGAUGUUUGCCUCGAAAUCCGUGAAUGCCUUGAAGCUUAUGUACCAAAAAUGUAUGGACAAGAAGGAACUAACUAAGAUCGGCUCCAAACGAUUACUGCAAACGAUAAGGAGAUAUGGGGUAUGGCCGAUGAUAGAUGGCGAUGACAAGUUUCAAGCUGACUACUUUGAUUUGACGUCGCUGAUGAUUCAUGUGACUGGAUUCAGAGAAGUGGACGUCUUUGUGGCUCAGAAAGUUACGCUUGACAACAAAAAUGUCUCAAGAAGACUCUUCCAGUUCGAUCAAGCGGAUCUUGGUCUGGGAGAGUCGACCCGUGAUUACUACUUGGAUCGGGUCAAGCAUGGCAAAAAAAUCGAAGCCUACAGACAGUUGCUUAUAGACAAGGUGAGAUUGAUCAACGAGUAUGACAAUCGUACUUCCAAUGAUGCGAAAAUUGUGAAGGAUGUGGACGAGAUCAUUGAUUUUGAAACAGAAAUCGCAAAAAUCAUGGUAGCCGAGGAAGACCGCCGAAACUCUUCUGAAAUGUACAAUCUUAGGCGCCUCAGUGAUUUUCAGAAGCUCAUGCCUGUGGUUAACUGGACCAGAUAUUUUCAUUCCGUGGCACCCUCCUCUGUUCUUAAAUACUUUGAAGCCGAUCCUGAUGUCCUCAUAAAGCAGAUAGAUUAUAUUGGAAGAUUGCAAUAUGCUACUGGAGCCAUUUAUGUUAGCAAGGCAUAUGACAAGGCUUCAAAAAAUAUAGCAUUGAACAUGGUGAGCGAUUUGAAUGAAGUGUUCAAUGAAAUGCUUGUCGAGAACGAUUGGAUGGACAAUGCUACAAAAAAUGCUGCUUUUGAGAAGGCAAACGCGAUGCUGAGACAAAUCGCUUAUCCAGACUUCAUUCUCGACAGCAAGAAACUUGACGAUUAUUACAGAGGCUUUUCUGUUGGCGAAACCGAUUCGUACAGUCAAAUGAUAGAGAAGCUAUCACGAUGGAGAAUCGAAUGUGAAUUCAAGCGUCUUAUCAAGCCCGUUGAUCGAACCGAGUAUGAUUUUAACCCUGCAGACGUUGAUGCUUACUACUCGCACGACUUCAACUCAAUAAAUGACUCCCUUAAAGAUUAUUUUUCAGAAAUUCCAGCUGCUAUUCUGCAGGCUCCUUUCUUCCAUCCAACAUUUCCAAGAGCGCUCAAUUACGGUGGAAUUGGAGUUGCAAUUGGACAUGAAAUCACUCACGGAUUUGACGACCACGGUCGGCAAUUCGAUUCCGAUGGUAACCUUCGCGACUGGUGGGACGCAGAUGUAAAGAAGAAGUUCAUAGAACGAGCCCAAUGUGCCAGGCACUGGCCUGAAUGUUAA
This is a messenger RNA of Haemonchus placei, 1359 nucleotides long. The record is from the annotation of a GenBank genome assembly. NCBI's taxonomy places the organism in Eukaryota, Metazoa, Nematoda, Chromadorea, Rhabditida, Trichostrongylidae.